This is a messenger RNA of Pseudovirgaria hyperparasitica, 4283 nucleotides long. RefSeq lists its product as uncharacterized. Lineage: Eukaryota; Fungi; Ascomycota; Dothideomycetes; Acrospermales; Acrospermaceae. Gene Ontology annotation, molecular function: phosphatidylinositol-4,5-bisphosphate 5-phosphatase activity; phosphatidylinositol-3,5-bisphosphate 5-phosphatase activity. The record is from RefSeq and is a predicted model, not a curated record. Gene Ontology annotation, cellular component: cytoplasm; membrane. The coding region runs from base 428 to 4147 and encodes 1239 amino acids. The transcript has 2 exons. Gene Ontology annotation, biological process: phosphatidylinositol dephosphorylation.
GCAACCUCGUAUCAUUUUUCAACAUCUCGAAUCCAGCCGUAUGCUCCUUUUGAACAAAUAAUAUCAAGCCAAUCACAAAUCGUAAAAUAAUUCCAUUCCGGCCGCUCUUGAAAAUCGACAAUGCCGAUCGCGGGGCCACAUGGCGGUUGGCUUCUUAGACGAGAGUCGCGUUGUGAGACCCUGAUCCCAUGAGGACGUUCUUCAGUGCAUGCGACCACUACAGACUCUUCUCUGUCUCCAGGUCGGUGCUUGUGAAGAGUUCUGAACUCUGCGUUGUCUAUACUUGUGAUGAUACGUCAAUCUCGAUCUCAUAUUCUUGGUCCUUGAACCACCAACUAUGCCGGCUCGCCGUACACCUCCGACAACAAAGAGGCCACGCCGCUCGUAGAGUAGCUUUGCAUUGUUACCUCACUAAAGACCUAUUGCGAUGUCUAUACGUCUACUGAUAAAAGAGCAUCCACAUCGAGCCAUCGCUCUCGCUACCCAAACACACGUCCUCAUAUUCCGACACUCGCCGUCGUCAACCGAACCGUCCUACAAUACUCCACACAACAACCUUAAAAGCUCCUCGCAAACAUCUUUGACUACAAGUAAUGGGACAGCCGGACCACGAUGCAUGGUAGAAUUUGCGGAGCUUGGUCAUGUCGAUCUUGAAGGGUUCAGACAAUUGAACAGCCUAGCCGUGCAUGGCACGCUGGGGUUGAUGAGUGUUGAAGGAGACGUGUUCCUUUGCGUCGUCAGCGGUGCGGGCAAAGUCGCAAGAGUACGCGAAGAUGAAAGUGUUCUGCGGAUACAUUCGGUUGAGUUCCAUUGUCUCAAUCGCACGGACUACGAUCGUAUCUUGAGCGACGACAUCAACCCCUACCCGACGGAAAGCCUAGACGACGAAGUUUAUGAUCAUGGCUAUGGACGCGGAAGAGGAGAGGCGCUCAUGGAGCAUCCAUGCGUGACGUUAAAGAAGCUGCUUAGCAGUGGUACAUUUUAUUACUCUGCAGAUUUCGAUCUUACGAGGCGUGUGCAAGAGCGGAGCACAGAUACGGCAGCAGUCGCAUUAGACAGCCUCGAUGCAGGCUUCCUGUGGAAUUCUUAUAUGAUACAGCCACUGGUGAACUUUCGGUCAAGACUUUCUCCCAAGGAGAAAAUAGCGCUGGACGGCUCCAAGUUGUUGACAUCGGCGAUCAGAGGUUUCGUCAGUACCAUCCCAGUACCGGCAAGCUCGUCUCCGGCUAGGAAUACUACCACUGGCCUACCUUCCACACUUACACUGAUAUCAAGACUUUCAUGUCGGAGAGCUGGGACACGGUUCAACUCGCGAGGCAUAGAUGACGACGGCAACGUUGCCAACUUCGUAGAGACCGAGACUGUGUUCUGUACCCCCUCAGGUCUCUGUUUUUCCUACACUCAAAUCCGGGGCAGUGUUCCAAUAUUCUGGGAGCAAGCCACUGGACUCCUCCCGAACCAACAGAAGAUCAGUAUAACCCGCUCCCAAGAAGCUACGCAACCUUCAUUCGACAGACACUUUGAGCACCUGGAGCACACAUAUGGAGCAGUACAUGUCGUAAAUCUGCUAAGCUUUGACAAGCCUCAAGAAACUGACUUAACUCAACGAUAUAUUCAUCAUAUCGAGCAAAGCCCUCUCAACAACACCCAUGGGAAGCAGUCGCGCGAACAUGACCUCCUGAAGCAUACUGAAUACGACUUCCACGCGGAGACACGUGGUCCGGUGGGCUAUGAAGCUGCGAGUGACAUUUCACGGUACAUUCAGGACUCAGCAGACAGCUUCUCAUACUAUCUGGCGGAGGAAGUUGAGGAUCGGUUGAGAGGGAGCAUAGAAACCGCGAAUCAGGUCAUCCGAAGAUCAGUCACUAUCUUGCAACAAGAAGGUGUCUUCCGAACCAACUGUUUGGAUUGUUUGGACCGGACUAAUCUAGUCCAGACGAUCAUCAGUAAGAUGGCUUUAUUAAGUUUCCUCGGACAUCGCAGCGAAAGAGCCAGCAACGACUUUUGGACUAGACAUGGGAGUCUGUGGGCGGACAACGGAGACGCACUCUCGAAGAUAUAUGCCGGCACGGGGGCUUUGAAGUCCUCUUUCACCCGGUCUGGGAAGAUGUCGUUCGCUGGAGCACUGGCGGAUGCGAGGAAGAGCGCACAACGACUAUAUAUCAACAAUUUUGCAGACAAGGGCCGUCAAAACACUGUUGACAUGUUGCUAGGGCGUCUCAUUGGUCAGAGUCCUGUCACGCUUUAUGACCCGGUCAACGACUUCGUGAAUACGGAACUGAUGCGGCGGUUUGCCGAAUAUACAUCAUCAGACACAAUCCGCAUCUGGGCUGGGACCUUCAAUCUCAACGGCAAGACUAAUGGCCUUCGAGAUGAUCUUUCUCCUUGGUUACUGCCCAAGAUAGAUGCAGCCCAAGAAUCUGCUGAGAUCGUGGCUGUGGGCUUUCAAGAGAUCGUGGAGCUCAGUCCACAGCAGAUCAUGUCGACAGACCCUGCGCGGCGGCAAAAUUGGGAAAGUGCAGUCAAGAAUACUUUGAAUGAGCAUGCUAGACUUCAUAGGCAAGAAGAAUACGUACUUCUUCGCGGUGGUCAGCUCGUUGGAGCCUCUCUAUCGAUUUUCGUGAAGGCGAGCAUAUUGAACUUUAUCAAGAAUGUGGAAGGGAGUAUCAAGAAAACUGGUAUGUCUGGUAUAGCAGGUAACAAAGGUGCUGUUGCAAUACGCGUCGACUUUGCGGAUACUUCGAUAUGCUUCGUCACGGCUCAUCUUGCAGCUGGAUUUGCGAACUACGAGGAGCGUAAUAGAGAUUACAAGACUAUUGUUCAGGGCUUACGAUUCCAGCGCGACCGUUCGAUAGAGGAUCAUGAUAGUGUUAUCUGGCUAGGAGAUUUCAACUACCGUAUCGGCCUAAGUAACGAGAAGGUUCGUCGGCUCAUAGAGGCUAGAGAUCUUGAGACACUAUAUGCAAAUGAUCAGCUGAACCUACAAAUGGUCGCGGGGCUAACGUUCCCCUACUACAAUGAAGCCCGAAUCACAUUUGAUCCCACAUAUAAGUUCGACUUGGGCACAGACUACUACGACUCUUCAGAAAAGGCUCGCAUACCUGCGUGGUGUGACCGGAUCUUGACGAAAGGCACCAAUUUGCGUCAAACGAGUUACAAUGCUGCCCCAUUACGCUUUUCCGACCAUCGUCCCGUCUAUGCCACAUUCUUUUGCACAAUCAACAUUAUCGAUGAAAAGAAGAAGGAUCACCUCGGCAACAGACUCUACAGACAACGGAGGGGCGUCGUUGGUGAUCCUACGGUGAAUGAUAGGGGGCAUGAAACCUCGGAUGAGGACCUUAUAGGAUAUGAGUCUAUUGAGCCCGGUCUUCCACCAGCAAGCUCCGACCGUCGAAAAUGGUGGAUAGAUAACGGCCAGCCUGUCCGCUCUCAAGUUCGACCACCUCAGCCAAAUAUGAUUCCUAACCCUAAUCGUAAGCCGAAUCCUUUCACUCCAUCCUCCGAGCAAGAUUGGGUCGACAUUAGGAAAUACGAUACAUACCCCGACCCACCGAAGCCACGCCGGUCUAAUACUACUGCAUCAGCACGUAGCAACAUGUCAAGUAGGUCAAUAACGCGCAAAAUUCCACCACCAUUCGAUACGACUGAAGCCCUAGCCUCGUCAUCCCGUAAUUCGAAUACCUCAUCACACCAUUAUCAAGUAUCGACACCACCUUCGAACCGCGAUGCACGUUCUGACUCCCGUGCAUCCGUACAAUCUCCAUAUGCGCAAGCUAGAUCGCCCUCUUCACAAUCCAUCUCUUCCACAAGCAUAACCCGCAAGCCAGCACCACCUGUUCCGAAGAAGCCAGCUGCCUUCAGCUCAUCCAGCUCCCCAACGCCUCCAUUGACAGAGUCAUUCGAGAAAAUAGCACCUACAUUACCGCCCCCUAGGAGGACAGUGACGAGUGCAACAUCAGGGUCUAGUAGCAACGUUAUCUCGAGGUCACCUCCUCAGCGUUUACGGAAGGAAAAUGGGAGUGCGGAGGAGCGUACCGGCCCGGCCUUACCACCCAGGAGGAAAGGUACAGGUAUGAUGACAGCGGGGCCGAUGGACGAUAGCGUAGAAGAUGAAAUGAAGGAAUGGGAGGUAUUGAGACCCUCAUGAAGCUGUUAGCAGGACGCAGGGGCACUAACACAGACGCAAAACAAGUACUGGCAGGGUGAUUUGGUCUGUGGCGCAAGCUCCAAUACGUCACAAAGCAAUAAUAUAUCAAUAAGUGUUAUCGAAACAAAAUUCACAU